Molecule: messenger RNA, 2134 nt
Organism: Durio zibethinus
Lineage: Eukaryota; Viridiplantae; Streptophyta; Magnoliopsida; Malvales; Malvaceae
Gene: SRD2
Product: snRNA activating complex family protein
Biological process (GO): snRNA transcription by RNA polymerase II; snRNA transcription by RNA polymerase III
Cellular component (GO): snRNA-activating protein complex
Molecular function (GO): RNA polymerase II cis-regulatory region sequence-specific DNA binding; bent DNA binding; core promoter sequence-specific DNA binding
Source: RefSeq, a predicted model, not a curated record
CCUCUCCGCUCCCCUAAAACCCUCUGUUUGUACGACGCCCCAGCCCCUAAUUCUCAAAAGUCAAAUCCCUAAUUUGCAACCAGAAUCAAGGCCGCCUCACGCCUUCACCCAGUCGGCCAGUCGCGCCGCCCCCGUUGCCUCACCCACACCCUUCCGACCUCCAGUCCAGCCGCCCCCAACCCGCCUCUUCACCUCACUCACGACCCACCCACACUUACAGUCAGAGAGAUACAGAGAGACCUCUGUACAGUGUUCCUCUUCUUCUUCUCGUCUCUCUCUCUCACAAAGACCCAAACCCAUAUAUGACAUAUAACCCUAACUCAGUAAAGUAAAUCGUAAAACCUCCCCUCUCGGCCUCGAUCGACAGUUGCAGCUUGCAAAGCAAGUUCAAGUGCUCAACGAAUCAACAGCAAUUUCCGGCAAUUUUUUUAAAGGAAUUUCCAUUUUUGUUCUGAGGAAGCUUGAAGGAAGAAAAAUGGAGACGAAUAGGAACAUGGUAGAAGAGGAAGCAAAUUGCUCAAUUCCAAAUGGUGGCCCCAUUUAUAUUCCGAAUCUCAUUAGUCAUCUCACCAGCGUUCCUGAGUUUCAAAACUCACUUCUUCAACAACUCCAUGAAUUAGAUGUUGAAUUGGAUUCCUUUCAAAUUGCUGAGUAUGAGGAUAUUUGUGUUGAUGACCUUAAAAUUAUUAAGGAGGAAGAGUUAGUAGAAAUGGCUCUCAAGGAAGCGUUUAAGGAGGAUGAGGAUGAGCAUGCUGCAAAUGCUGCUCAAGUUUUAGAAAAUGGCUCCAAUUUGGGCAGCAAUCGUAGAAAAUCUAGAAACAAACAUGCAAAUCUAGAGAGCUCCGUAGUCGAGAAUGCUUCAACUUCUAUUGAGUCCUUAAAUGGGUGUCCUUCUAAUACUAGUUUGGAUGGAGCUGCAAUGGAAAGGAAAAAUGGCUCAAAGAAUCGAAAGAGAAGGAAAAUGAAUAAUCACCUUGUUGAAAAUACAUACAUCAAAAAGGUGGAGGAACUUGCAAAGAUUAAACAAAAGCAGGAUGAAGACAAAGCAACAGCAAGGCUACAUUCUUUGAAUGCCAUCAGCAAGAUCAGUGAUUGUGCCAUUCCAUCCUCCGAUAAAAUUGAAAGGAUGAAAUCCCUCCGGUCUAUGAAUUCCUCUGGAAAGGUGAAGUCAGUGGAUGCUGAGGAGCACAUACCAGUUUUACACCCUGAAGUUGUUCUUUGUGUUGAGGUCUACCAUAACAUACGAAAAUGGUCAAAGAUCCAAGAGUUCUUGGUCUUGGGCCAUCAAACCUUGACUGAACUUAAGGACAAGAUAUAUUGCCUGACAGACCAGGUGAUGCAGAAGGCUGGCCAGCAUGAUCCUUCUGGAUAUUUCCUUAUAGAAGAUAUAUUUUUCAAUGAUUUGAGAGAUUCCUCUGCUAUAGAUUACAGUAAAACUAUAUUUGAUUGGCUUAGAAACUCUAGGGAUGAUGCUCUUAAAAAAUGGGAAAGCAUUGUAACUGGUGAGUUGCAACAAAAGCAAAGAGCAAUUUUAGGCAGUGUAGAAGCUUCAAGAUUGCCCCACUUCAAAGCUGUUGACAUGCACAAGACGCGGUUUUGUGACUUCAGGUUUCAACUCGGUGCUGGAUAUCUCUAUUGUCAUCAGGGUGACUGCAAGCACACAAUCGUGAUUAGGGACAUGAGGUUGAUUCAUUCCGAGGAUGUACAAAAUCGAGCAGCUUAUCCGAUACUCAUCUUUCAACUAAAACCCCGUGUUCAGAAAUGCCAUGUAUGUAACAUUACCAGAGCUACAAAAGUAACUGUCGAUGACAAGUGGGCGAGGGAGAACCCUUGUUAUUUCUGUGAUUAUUGCUAUUCCCUUCUCCACUCCAACGAUGAGUCUCCUCUAUAUGCCGAAUUUUCUGUGUAUGAUUAUGUUCAUGAUUAGAUGUCCAAUGUUCAUUGUAAGGAUUCUAUUAAUUUACUGGUGGAAUACCCAAAAAUAAGUAAAUUCAUGUUUUUAAUCCCUAGCCAAAGCCCCUGUAUCUUUAUUAUAUAUGUAUAAAUUGUAUAACCUGUCAUUGGUCAUUUCUGUUGUUUCUAUUAUAAUUUUCUAUAAUAUCAAAAUUGCACUAUCAUAUACUAUUUUUUAUUA